Messenger RNA from Leptosia nina, 573 nucleotides. The record is from the annotation of a GenBank genome assembly. Lineage: Eukaryota; Metazoa; Arthropoda; Insecta; Lepidoptera; Pieridae.
AUGAAUAACGACAAAAUGAACACGCGAGAAUAUCGGGAAAAGUUAAUAGACGAAGUGAAGAAGUACCCCGUGCUGUACGACACGCGUCAUGAGAACCAUCGAGAUAUCGACGUCAGGGACCGGUGUUGGCUUGAGAUAUCGGAACGACUCGGAGCCAAUUGUGAAGUACUGAAGCGUGAAUGGAAAAUCCUUCGCGACUCCCUGCGACAAUCUUUGAAGAAGAGUAACAAAGGAACAACGACGAAGGCGGGAGCUCCGUGCAAAAAGUGGCGUUUUCAGAGCAGGAUGGCGUUCGUACUUCCCUACAUGACCAUGAGACGGACCCGACGCGGCAUAAAAGACGACAUAAAGAUCGACGAAUCGGAACUCCAAUCCGACCAAGAGCUAGAACCAGAAACCUGGGACCCUGGGAACGAUCAAGACUCGCUGGACCUGUUCUUCGCCAGCGUCUGUCAAAGCACCAAAAGACUUCCCAAACGAAUGCAAGGCCUGGUCAAGCGCCAAGUGCUGGAUGUGCUGUUGAGGGUGGAGGAGCAGUGGGAAAAUGCGGAGACUAAAGUCGCGAUACAGUGA